Stylonychia lemnae is the source of this 1419-nucleotide messenger RNA. The record is from the annotation of a GenBank genome assembly. NCBI's taxonomy places the organism in Eukaryota, Ciliophora, Spirotrichea, Sporadotrichida, Oxytrichidae.
AUGAUAAACGAGAGUUCCUCCGCAAAGUAGUUAACAGAUUAAUUAGGAGACUUUUUAAAGUAUUUAGAUUACUUCUAAAUAGAUCAUUUAUACUCUAACUCACGACAGGAAUUUUUCUAUAGAUGUAUGAGAGAUGUCUUACUGAGAAGUGAAUUUUCAAUCAAGGUUAUGGAGAAGUACAUAGACAAAAAAUGGAAGGUAGAUGGUGAUCAGAUACUAAAACCAAGGUUUCUACUUGUAGAAUUACUUAAUCAUAAAGGUCCUUUUUAGCCAAUUCCACCAAAUCUUGUUCUUAUUAAUAAUCAAAAUCAAUAAAGCAUAUCUAAAACUUAGAAUUAGAAUUCAAAUAAUAACAGCAAAUCAAUAACAGAGAAUAAAACCUUCACAAAUAAUUCCUCAAUAAAUACAGCAAUCACAGAUAGUACUUUUGACAUUGAAACAAAGGAAAAUCCUGAAAUUUUAAAUCAAACACUAUCUAAAUCUCAUAAGUCUAAGCAGCCUAAAACUUAAAUUUAACUCUUUCAAGAUUAAGGUGCGCAUUCGUCAGUGAUAGAUGUGUUUUUAUUUACCGUUUGGAAUAUGAACCAGAAAUCUUAUCUUAAUAUAGACAAACAGAUAAACUCCAAAGUUAUUAAUGACUUAAAAAAGUGUUUGAAUUUUAUGGAAUAGAAUCAGUUUAUGGAGGCACAGGAUUUUUAUAGCAAUUAAUGCGGUUAUAUCUAUUAAUAAGGGAGUAUAACGAAGCCAUUGGAUAUAUUAUUCGAAGAAUGCUUAGUCCCUGAUGAUUUCUAAUUCUUUAUUGAAACAGUAGCAAAAUAUUAAAACAGCUAGUCAUUAUAACGAGCUUUUGAUAAGAAAAUGAAGUAAAAAGCUUAUAGUAAUUGCCAAUCUUGCAAACAAGCCUCAGUUCUUAUCACUAGAACAUUAAGACCUUAAAAUUAUAAUAAAUUAAAAGAUAAUAGUUUAAAUUAGAGUAAUGAGGUUAAUAUAAAUGAAAAUAGUGUGAAAAUGCCAAAAUUCUUAUUCUUCAUGCUUGAUGUGAUUGAGGAUAAGUAAGUUCGUUAUGAAAUAGAAUAGCAGCUAACUAUUGACUUUAGAGAUCCCUCAGAUCAAGUUUAAAUAGCUCAAUAUGAGUUAGAAUUUAUUGUAUUCAUGAAGAAGAUCAAUAUCUAUACCAUAUAUUACAAAGAUCCCUUCAUAAUUUCAACCAAUGAUAAAAGUAAAAGAUCUGGUAAAAGUAAGAAAAGGGAUAAAGCCAGUAAAGCAAAAAAAGGGACAGGUUGGUUUUAUUAUGAUAACAAAGAUGGCGCUGCAUUUAGUAUAAGUUAAAGUAAAGUAGAAAAGAUACUAAGUGGGGUAAAGAAGAGCUUAAAAAAGGAGGUACCUUUUGUAAUUGGUUAUAAAAGAAUAGACUAUUGA